AUAACUGGUAUUUACAUAUGUGUAAUGUAAAUUUUAGUCAACAUUUCAAGCUUUAAAAACCUGUUGUGAAAAUAUAAUGGAGAGCCCUAAAAUAGAAAAUAAUGCCGAUGAUAAAUUAGAAGAAAGGUCAUUCCUCAAAAUGAAAGCCAGCAUGGAAAAGGAUGGCUACAGAGAAGGUAUAGAAGAGGGAAGAAAUAAAGUCUUUCAACAAUAUUUUGAUGGAGGUUACAAGGAAGGCUUCAAAAAUGGUUUUGAACUAGGUCAACGCAAAGGUGAAAAAUGCGCAGAAUCUACUCUGAACCAAAUUGAAUUAUGCCAAGCCAAAGAGCUAGAGAAAUCCAGCACCGGGGCAUGUAUUUUAUGUCAAGAUGAAAAGAACAUGUCCCUGCCUAUUUCAAUAAUAAAAUUAAAGCAGAUAGAAAUACUUCAGAAUUCAAACGUGAAUAUUGCAAAUAAAGAAUAAUCAUCUCUA
Molecule: messenger RNA, 472 nt
Organism: Coccinella septempunctata (seven-spotted ladybird)
Lineage: Eukaryota; Metazoa; Arthropoda; Insecta; Coleoptera; Coccinellidae
Exons: 3
Coding region: 77-463 (128 amino acids)
Source: RefSeq, a predicted model, not a curated record